GAAGAUACGGAGACACGCUAAAAUUUCUCCCCCAAUUAUUGCCAAGCAGAAACUUGGAUGAUCGACAUGGAAAUUGUCCCCACAGGAAACGAAACUAUUACUGAAUUUGUCCUCCUUGGCUUCUAUGACAUCCCUGAGCUGCAUUUCUUGUUCUUUAUUGUAUUCACUGCUGUCUAUGUCUUCAUCAUCAUAGGGAAUAUACUGAUUAUUGUAGCAGUGGUUAGCUCCCAGAGGCUCCACAAACCCAUGUAUAUAUUUUUGGUUAAUCUGUCCUUCCUAGAGAUUCUCUACACAUCCGCAGUGAUGCCAAAAAUGCUGGAGAGCUUACUGCAAGAAGCAACCAUCUCUGUGGCUGGUUGCUUGCUGCAGUUCUUUAUCUUUGGCUCUCUAGCCACAGCUGAAUGCUUACUGUUAGCUGUCAUGGCAUAUGAUCGCUACCUGGCAAUUUGCUACCCACUCCACUACCCACUCCUGAUGGGGCCCAGACAGUGCAUGGGGUUGGUGGUCACAACCUGGCUCUCUGGAUUUAUGGUAGAUGGACUGGUUGUGGCCCUGGUGGCCCAGCUGAGGUUCUGUGGCCCCAACCACAUUGACCAGUUUUACUGUGACUUUAUGCCUUUAGUGGGCCUGGCUUGCUCGGAUCCCAGAGUGGCUCAGGUGACAACUCUCAUUCUGUCUGUGUUCUGCCUCACUAUUCCCUUUGGACUGAUUCUGACAUCUUAUGGCAGAAUUGUGGUGGCAGUGCUGAGAGGUCCUGCUGGGGCAAGCAGGAGAAAGGCUUUCUCCACAUGCUCCUCCCACCUAGCUGUAGUGACCACAUUCUAUGGAACGCUCAUGAUCUCAUACGUUGCACCCUCUGCUGUCCACUCCCAGCACCUCUCCAAGGUCUUCUCUCUGCUCUACACUGUGGUCACCCCUCUCUUCAAUCCUGUGAUCUAUACCCUGAGGAACAAGGCGGUACAUCAGGCACUUCGGAAGAUUCUCUGUAUCAAACAAACACUUGAUUGAAGGAGAGUAAUGAAGAAGAUUUCAUUUUGGACUUCAGACA
Messenger RNA from Mandrillus leucophaeus (drill), 1048 nucleotides. Its product is annotated as olfactory receptor 11A1. Gene Ontology annotation, cellular component: membrane. The coding region runs from base 58 to 1008 and encodes 316 amino acids. The transcript has a single exon. Gene Ontology annotation, molecular function: G protein-coupled receptor activity; olfactory receptor activity. Lineage: Eukaryota; Metazoa; Chordata; Mammalia; Primates; Cercopithecidae. Gene Ontology annotation, biological process: G protein-coupled receptor signaling pathway. The record is from RefSeq and is a predicted model, not a curated record.